Molecule: messenger RNA, 4035 nt
Organism: Salmo salar (Atlantic salmon)
Lineage: Eukaryota; Metazoa; Chordata; Actinopteri; Salmoniformes; Salmonidae
Gene: ints8
Product: integrator complex subunit 8
Biological process (GO): snRNA 3'-end processing
Cellular component (GO): integrator complex
Source: RefSeq, marked provisional
CUAGCUAACGUUAGGUGUCAAAACAUUAAACCUUUCUGAAUAUUUUUAGAAUUGCAAACUCAAAAAAGGUGGAGAUGAGUGCAGAGGCGGCAGACCGUGUGGCUGUGAGCGGCAGCCGGCCGAGCACUCCUCCUCAGACCUCCUGGUUCGAGUUUCUCCUGGAUGAGAUGCUGCUGGAGAACCACCUCCAGAAGUCCCAUCCAGAUCCUGUUCCAGUGCAGCUUGUCAUCCAGUUCCUUGAACAAGCGGCCAAGCCCUCUGUGAAUGAGCAGAACCAAGUCCAGCCUCCUGCAGACAACCGCAGGAACCGCACUCUGAAGCUGUUGGCUCUUAAAGUAGCAGCACACUUGAAGUGGGAUCUAGAUGUAUUGGAGAAAGGCUUGACUAUUCCUGUGUUGAACAUGCUGCUGAAUGAGCUGCUGUGUGUGAGUAAGGUUCCACCUGGAGUGAAACAUGUUGACCUGGAUCUGUCCACCUUGCCUCCCACCACUGCCAUGGCUGUCAUCAUCUACAACCGCUGGGCCAUACGAACCAUUGUGUUAAGUAGUUUUCCAGAAAAACAGACAAAACCUGGGCCUCAUCAGAUGAACAUGUUGAAUAUUGUGCAGCAGGAGAAAGAGUUGACCGAAAAUAUCCUGAGCGUGCUGAAAGAACAGGCAGCGGACUCUAUCAUGGUGUUGGAGGGAUCUCUUGGUCUGAAGAAGGACUUCUAUAUCCAUACCCUGAGGACUCUGGACCUGCUGGCUGCCGACCCCAGUACUGCUAAUGGGGAAACGGAGUCGUCCACAGCAGGCCUUAGGAUCAGUGCUGAUGAGCUGCACUGUCAGGUGCAUUAUGAUUUGGGAGGUAUUUUCUUUCAACAAGGCUGCUCAGACCAACUGGCAUAUGAGAAGGCUAGAGAGCAUUUUCAACAAACACGAGAGUUGCUGUUGAAGUUUGACUUGACGCUUCACGUUCACCUGGAUGAGAAGCGUCUUGCUGGGUACUGGAACGCCUGCAGGGCCCUGACUGGAGCCUUGGACCCCAGUGACACACAGCUAAACCCCUACGGACAGAUCAACAGCCUCAUCAGAACUCGCAACUACCAGGCUCUUGUAGAGGCUUUCAUCAAAGACAAUGUGUCCCUCAGCUUGCCCAACCACCUCAGACAGUCUGUCCUGAGGGAGUUUUUGCACAAAGUCCAGCAAGGGGAGAGGGGCCUGGACGAAGUGUGUCACAAGCUUUGUGUGUGCAACGCUGUUCGAGACGCCCUGCAAGGGGAGGUCCUCAGUGUGCGUUUUCAGCAGCUGCUCCACAAGCCAAGAAAACAUGUGGUGGACUUUAUGCUAGAGGUAUGCACAAGGUCGUUAGACAAGGACCGUUCAUCAGAGACCUCCAAGAGGAAGAUGGUUAUUUUUCUAAAAACCCUGUGUGAGAGCUUGGCAGAGCCCCACCUGGUGUUCGUGGUAACCGCCCAUAAGCUGUUCACGGAGCUGCUGAAGGAGGAGGAUAGGAAGAUCCUGGUGGAGCAGAUGAGGAAGAGGUCAGCCACGGUCAACCUCUGUGCCAAGCCUCUGCCCUCCUUCUAUGACAUCCCAGCUGCGGCCAGUGUCAACAUUGGACAGCUGGAGCAGCAGCUCAUCCUCUGCCUGGAUGCCCGCCGCAUCCGGCAGAUCCUAAUUGAGCUGCACAGCAUGGCCGAACGACCCUUCUGGCGGGUUAACAACAAGUGGGAAGUACCUCCAGAUUACAUCAAUGUGAUACUCAACAUCAAAGACAACCUGACCAAGGAUCUGGUGUACAUCCUCAUGGCCAAAGGGCUUCACUGCAUCACUGUAAAGGACUUUGCCCACACGCGGCAGCUCUUCUCAGCCUGUCUGGAGCUGGUGACUGAGUUCUCUCCUAAGCUAAGGCAGGUGAUGCUAAACGAGAUGCUGCUUCUGGAGGUGCGGGCCCACGAGACCGGGGUGGCUGAGGGUAGCAAUGUCAGACCCCCACCCGACCUGGUCAGCAGGGUGCGAGGCUACCUGGAGAUGAGGAUACAUGAUCUCCCUCUGCGCCAGAUAGUAGGGGAGGAGUGUGUGGCCUUCAUGUUGAACUGGAGGGAGAAUGAAUACCUGACACUGCAGGUGCCCCAGCAGCUGGUCAUGAACAACCCCUACAUCAAGCUGGGUCAGCUCCUGGCCUCCACCUGUAAGGAGCUCCCGGGUCCUAAAGAGAGCCGGCGUACAGCCAAAGAGUUGUGGGAGGUGGUAGUGCAGAUCUGCAGUGUGUCCAACCAGCACAAGAGAAACAGUGACGGACGUGUCAGCCUCAUCAAACAGAGAGAGUCCAGUAUGGGCAUCCUGCAAAGGAGCCGAUUCAUCACAUUCAUCAAGAAGCUUCGGGAACCACUGGUGCUGACCACCCUUAUCUCACUUUUCGUGAGGUUUCAUAGCAUAGUGCGGGAUGAUAUUGUCAAUGAAGUGACAGCAGAACACCUUGCCAUUUGGCCAUCAACCCUGGCAAACAUGCAGGCUGUGGAUGUGGAGGCGGUGGCUGUGACGGUUAAAGAGCUUGUGACCUACGCCCUUACACUGAACCCCAACAACCAGUCCUGGCUCAUCACGCAGGCCGACAUCUACUUUGUGACCAACCAGUACUCUGCAGCGUUGCAUUUCUACCUCCAGGCUGGGGCAGUGUGCUCUGACUUCUUUACCAAGGCUGUGGCUCCUGAUGUCUACACUGACCAGGUUGAGAAACAGUCUGGUGUUUUCAAAUGAAACUCAUAGGGCUCUGGUCAAAAGUAGUGCACUAUAUAGGGAAUAGAGUGCCAUUUGGCACGCAGACUUGGUGUUUUCUUGUUUAAACACCCAAGAUCACUGGAUUAUUUGUGACGCUGAUCUAUUUUCUUUGCAGGUCCUAAAGAGAAUGAUCAAGUGUUGUUCGAUGCUGAACUGUCACACACAGGUUGCAGUUCUGUGCCAGUUUCUAAGGGAGGUGGACUACAUGACAGCAUUCAAAGCUCUUCAAGAACAGAACAGUCACGAUGCCAUGGAUUCGUUCUAUGACUACAUCUGGGACGUCACCAUCCUUGAAUAUCUCACACACAUCCACCAUAAAAGGGGUGAGAGCGAGAAGAGACAAAUUGCUAUCAAGGCGAUUGGACAGACUGAGCUGAAUGCCAGUAACCCCGAGGAAGUUCUGCAGCUGGCUGCACAGAAGAGAAAGAAGAAAUUCCUGCAAGCUAUGGCCAAACUGUACUUUUAGAUAAAACCGGACCACCAAACGUGGGGGAAAAAUGUUUUCAAAUAAAUAGUUAGCAGUUCAUAUUUUGUACUCAAUACCUGUAAGCAGUUUUAUUCCCUGUGUUCAGAGAUGGUAAUCCCCUGAGGUACACAAUGGCCUGGUUUAACAAACAGCACCACUUUAAUAAGUUACAUUAGCCUUUCAGAAGUGUUCAAGUUAACAGAUUUUACCUCUGGUUGCAUAAACAAGAAAAUACUCAGUGGCCAGUUUUAGGUACACCACCCCGUUCACGAAAAUGGUUCACUCUGUGGCUUGCUAUAAGGCAGGCAGACACAGGCACUCAAUUACUGUUCAAUUGAAUAUUAGUGGGCAAAAUAAUUGGCCUGGGCAUGGUAUGAUCGUCGGUUCCAGUAUCUCAGAAACGGACGGCCUCCUGGGCUUUUCACGCACGACAGUGGCUAGGGUUUACAGAGAAUGGUGUGACAAACAAAAAAAUCCAGUUAGCGGCAGUCUUGUGCGCAAAAACAGCCCGAUGACAGGUCAAAGGAGAUUUCAGGCGGCAAAGGGGGCGGGUCCGAGCUGGUACUAGAUUGGUGUACCUAAUAAACUGGCCUCUGAGUACAUGUAGUUAAUGCCAUACUCUGCAAUUGAUUUACAUACAGGAAUAGAAUCUUCCAGAAAUAUAUAAUUCAGAAAACUCAUCAAUAUAACCUCACAUUUUAAUGUUCUGGUAUACUAAUCAGUGGAUUAAAAAAAAUAAAAAAAAUAAUAAGUUAAAGAUCAAUCUAAGCACAAGUACCACAGGCCAAUAAACCCAUAAUACGUUGA